Molecule: messenger RNA, 4089 nt
Organism: Phlebotomus papatasi
Lineage: Eukaryota; Metazoa; Arthropoda; Insecta; Diptera; Psychodidae
Product: CD109 antigen-like
Exons: 3
Cellular component (GO): extracellular region
Molecular function (GO): endopeptidase inhibitor activity
Source: RefSeq, a predicted model, not a curated record
AAUAUAUGCAAUUUAUUAACGAGUUCCUUACCUUUCAGAUACUACACAGUUCUUGCUCCUAAGCACAUUCAUCCCCAUUCCGUCUACAAUGUCUCAAUCUCAACCCAUUCAACAGAUGAUUGGAACACUUUUACAGUGGAUCUCGAGGGUUAUCCCUAUGGGAAAAUGCAGAAUUUUUCAGUUCCGCGCCAAGUCAAUAUGGCGCCAAAUUCAACCAAAACGGUCACAUUUCGCCUAGGAGCUCUUCCUAGUGGGAAGUACAAAUUGGUAGUGAAUAAUGGAGAGUACAGGAACAGCACCAAGUUGCAGUAUCUCCCAAAAUCUCUCCUGUGUUUCAUCCAGACGGACAAAAGAGUCUACAAACCAGGGACUAUUGUGAGAUUUCGGGUUUUGCUCCUAAAAGCUGAUCUUAAGCCAUCAAAGACUCUCAAGAAGGUUAAUGUGGCCAUUUUCGAUAGCAAUAACCUGAAGAUAAUGGAGUGGAAUGAAGCAGAUCUGAAGUAUGGAGUUUUCAGCUCUGAACUUCGGCUUUCCCAGGAUAUAUCACUGGGAUGGUGGACAAUUGAAGCUAGAGCUGCAAAAUUGAAGAUUGAGGAAGUCUUUACGCAACGCUUCGAAGUUGCUGAAUACAUCCUGCCCAAGUUUAAGGUUGAAAUCCAAUCAGAGAAAUUCAGUACGUUCUCGAAAGGAAGCUUCAAGUUCCGGGUUAGAUCUGAAUACAACUACGGGAAACCUGUGAAGGGGAACUACACAGCUGUGGUGUCUCUGAAGCCCUAUGUAGGAUUCCCUAAGAUUCCCAUCUCUGUGAAGAAUGGAAGAAUUGACGGGAUGACUGAGAUAGAGUUCAGUUUUGAGGGAGACCUUCAUCUGAAGCAGAAAUUUGAUAGAAUCUUCAUUGUGGAUGUCACUGUUCAGGACCAUCUUACGGGAUUCCGCCAGAAUGCCAGUGAAGAGUUGGGCGUAUUCAUGGCUAAGCAUGAGAUAAGCUUCCUAAGUCCACCGGAUUACUUCAAACCUGGGCUUAACUACAACGUCGUGAUUUCCGUUAAGCAUCACGAUGGGUCAUCAUUUAAGGGAUCCGAGGAGAACAACGUGACCCUGCUUUAUGGGUACGAUUAUGAGACGUCUGAGGAGAACUUUGUGAACCUGACGAUCUCCCAGAACGGAUUGGCCUAUGGAGGAUUUUUUGUUCCUCGGGAUGUCAAGAAACUCUACGUCAAAGCUCAGUUUGAGGAUGCUCAUGUGAUCCUUCCACACAUCCUGAGAGCCAGAUCGAAGAAGAAACGCUUCAUCCUGGCCAAUCUCAUCACCAAGAACCCAACUGUUAACUCAACCUGCAUUGUAGAGGUCACAUCAACUCAUCGCCUGAACUAUCUGACCUAUCACCUCGUGGCCAGGGAUAAUCUUGUUCACACUGCGAUCGUCAACUUCACAACGGAUGGCAGUCUCAGAGUAUCCUUCACAGUGACUCCAGAAAUGGUUCCAUCAGCCAUUUUUCUCGUCUACUACGUCGCAAAUACCGGCUACUUGAUAUCAGAUCGCAUGGUCAUCGACUUCGGACUUCGGAAAACCUUCGAUCUCAAAGUAUCUCACACACAAGCGACUCCUGGCCAGGAGGUCCUGAUCACUAUUGCUUCCGAGAGCCCUGGGUUCGUUAAUCUGGCAGCAGUGGAUAAGAGUGUCCUGGAGAUGCAGCAUGAGAAGCAUAUGCUAACUGAGAAGCGCGUAGCAUCAACCCUUGAGGACUUCAUCAAGUACACUCCCCUUCAAAUCUUAAGGAGUAUCCGAAGAGUUGCCAGGAAGAAGUAUUUCAAGGAAUUUGAGGAUUCUGGAGUGAUUCUCAUGACAAAUGUAAAGAGAGGAGCGAAGAGACCAAGUUUGAGCGAAUCUGUUACUGAUGAAGAAGAUCUUCCUGAAGAUGAAGAUGACUACGUGGACUUUGAGGAGACUAUAACUCAGAAAGACAUCACCAGCACAGUUUCCGGAGAGAUCAAUCCCAGAAAAUACUUUCCAGAAACCUGGCUCUGGUGGGAUGUGGUAACGAAGCACAAAGGAGAACUCAUUAUCAAAGUCAAGGUCCCUGACAAGAUUACCGGAUGGGUUUUGAGUGGAUUUUCCGUAGAUCAAGACACAGGACUGAGUCUAAUACCACAACCCGUGAGUGUAAGUGUCUUUCAGUCCUUCUUCAUCUCCACGAGUCUUCCCUAUUCCGUGAAACGUGGAGAGAUUAUCACAAUUCCCGUAGUGAUCUUCAACUAUCUCAACGAAAGCAAGCCCGUUGAAUUGAUCUUCCGGAAUGUCCACCGGGACUUUUGUUUCGAAGAUCUCUCCAUUUGCAAUGCUUCCCAGAGGAUUGAAAUCCUAGCUACCAAUCAAACUGGUACCUCUGUGGACUUCCACGUGAUACCCAAGAGCCUGGGCAGAGUGAAAUUUGAGAUUAUUGCCCAGAGUGGAGAUCUUGUGGAUAAGAUCAUCCGGGAAUUGCUUGUUGUAGCUGAGGGAGAAGUUCAGUAUGACAAUCAAGCCUAUCUUGUGGACCUUCAUACUUUUGCAUCAGCUGCAGAAUCCUUUUCGCCCAAACUCCCGGAAAAUUUCGUUCCGGACUCCCUGGAAAUGCGCAUCAACAUCAUGAAGAACAUCCUGGCAUCGUCAAUGGAAAAUUUGGAUGAAUUGGUACCACAUCUACCUACAGGAUGCGGAGAACAGAACCUCUUGACCUUUGCUCCGAAUGUUGCAGUCCUGGACUACAUGACGAGGACAAGGAAACGGAAUGAGGACUUGAGGAUUCGAGCUCUGAGAUUCAUGCGUCAGGCUUAUCAGAGGCAACUGAAAUUCCGUCACCGGGAUGGAGCUUUCAGUGCCUUUGGGAAGGCUGACGAAAUUGGGAGCAUUUGGUUGACAGCCUACGCCGCUAGAACCUUCCUCUGGGCCUCCAGGUACAUCACAGUGGACAGAAAAGUAACAGACAAAGCUCUAAAGUGGCUCAGUCAGCAACAAAUGGAAGACGGAGGAUUCAGGGAAUAUGGGAUUUCUAUCAGGAUCUUCGAUAGAGAAAUGUUCACUGCAGAUGACAAUCGUGUGGGAAUGACAGCUUUUACAAUCCUGCCCUUCGUGGAGACAGGAAUCGGAUGGGCAAAAUACUCAUCAAUGCUCCAGAAAGCUUUCGAAUUCAUUGAGAGGGAAUUCUCAAAUGUCAACGAUGUCUAUUCCCUAUCCAUUGCUGCCUAUGCUGUUCAGUUUUUCGAGGGAAAUCUCCGGGAUCGAGCCCUCCAGGUGCUCAAUGAGAAAUCUCUGAGGGAUCAGGGAAAAAUCUGGUGGGAGAGCAAAAGCAAUGGCAUGAGUUUAUCCAUUGAGGCUACAUCUUAUGGUCUUCUGGCCAAUCUUGCAGCUGAGCAUCUUCAGGAAUGCGUAGGAGCUACAAAAUGGCUAAUCUCCCAGCGAAAUUCCCAAGGAGGAUUCACUUCAACCCAUGACACUGUCCUGGGACUCUUUGCCCUAUCAAAAGUAGCUGAACGUCUCGAAUUUUCCAGCAAUAGCAUAAAUUUCUCAGUAAAUCACCUGAACAUCAAGAACUUCAGCUCCAUGAAGUCCAUCAAAGUGAAUCCCGGCCUCCGGAAUGUCACAGUAAAGGCUUCCGGAAGGGGAUAUGCCAUCAUUGAAUUCGCAACGAAAUACAAUGUUGGGAAUGUUAAGAAAUUCUCUCAAAUAGAAUACUUUGUCGUUGAGCCUAAAGUUAAGGUUCUAGGCAGUCAUGAUAACUUCCUCAAUCUCACCUUUUGCACCCGUUUCAACCCUCCCACGAGAUUCAUGCGCCAGAGCAACAUGACAGUGAUGGAAAUUGUCCUGCCCAGUGGACAUAGAAUUGACAGAGAUCAACUGAAUUUACUCACCGAACUGGAAUCCUUUAAGAAGAUUGAACUAAAGAAUGGAGACACCAAGGCCAUUGUCUACUUCUGCGAGAUUACAGAGAGGGACAUCUGCCCCACGCUGAUGGCCUACAAGACGCACCGCGUCAAGAAAGCCCACCGUGGUCAGAUCUCCAUCUACGAUUACUACAAUCCAGGCAUCAUCAACAGGGAAUUCUUCUGA